AUGUUUCUUGAAUUGCUAAUUGGAGCGCUGAUCUUGCUGCUGACCUGGGACUUUGCGCAAAAGCGCGUGCGGGUCGCAACCUUCCUGAAAUCGGGCAUUAAUGGCCCCCGAUCGCUGCCCCUGGUUGGCUGCGGCCUCAUAGCGCUGGAGCUGGGCGCAGAAAAUAUUAUUAGCUGGGUGGGCCAAAUGUUCGAGACAUAUGGCAAGACAUUUCGACUGUGGAUACUCAACGACUCGCUCGUCUACACCAUGGAUGCGCGCUACUUCGAGAGCAUAUUGAGUAGCACCACCCUGUUGGAGAAGGGUCGCAUGUAUCUGUUUCUGCGACCCUUCCUAAAUGAUGGCCUGCUGCUGAGUGUGGGAAAGAAGUGGCAUGCAAGGCGUAAAGUUUUCACCACUGCCUUCCACUUCAAGGUGCUGGAGCAUUAUCUGGAAAUUAUGGACCGACAGAGUCGAAUUAUGGUGGACAAGCUGGCUCAAUGGGCCGACGGUGGGACAAUAGUGGAUAUGCUUCCGAUUGUCUCGUUGGCUGCACUGGAUGUGAUAACAGAGACAGCCAUGGGUGUGCAGGUGAAUGCACAAAGCGAUCCCGACUUUCCCUACAUAAAGGCACUCAAGAGCGUUGUCUACAUACAGCCCGAUCGCAUGUUCAAGUUCUCGCAACGUUCUGACUGGAUCUUUAGGCUAACGGCGCCGAAGCUCUACAACAAGCUUCGCAAAGACAUUCGCGUCAUGCAUGAAUUUACCGACAAGGUUAUACGUGAGCGUCGCGAGCAGGUGGAACGUGCCAAGGCAGCUGGAACCUAUAAGCCGCUGAGCAUUGGAGAUGACGAUGUGGGGACCAAGUCGCAAAUGGCUCUACUAGACAUUCUGCUGCAGUCGUCCAUAAAUGGAGCCCCCCUCAGCGAUGCGGACAUUCGCGAGGAGGUGGACACAUUUAUGUUUGAGGGCGACGACACCACUACGAGUGGUGUGUCCCAUGCGCUGCACUGCAUCUCCCGACAUCCCGAGGUGCAGGCGAAACUGUAUGCCGAGCUAAUCGAAGUCUUGGGCAAUGAUCGCAGCGCUCCCGUCAACAUGGCGCAGCUCCAGCAGCUCAAGUACUUGGAGUGCGUCAUUAAGGAGACACUGCGAUUGCAUCCUCCGGUGCCGGCGGUGGGUCGCCACACCAACAAGCCGCUGCAAAUAGGCAGGCAGACCAUUCCAGCCAACACCAGCAUCUAUUUGGUGAUUUUCUAUUCGCAACGCGACCCCGACAUUUUCCCCGAGCCACUCAAAUUCAAGCCCGAGCGCUUUCUCGACGGACUUGACGACGAGGACAGUAAACGGAAGACGUUUGCUUACGUGCCUUUCAGUGCGGGUCCAAAGAACUGCAUAGGCCAGAAGUUCGCCAUGCUAGAGCUGAAGGCAAUGAUCAGCAAGGUUUUGAGAUACUACGAGCUUCUACCUUUGGGUGACGAUGUCCAACCCAUGAUGAACUUCAUACUGCGCUCCCCGGUGGGCAUGAAUGUGGGGCUAAGGCCGCGGCCAUAAACGAACGACUUCGCUGCCAACAUUUGGAGGAGUUAAGAAUGUUUUUAAAAAUUCUUUUUAUUCAUUAAGACUAGCAACAAAUUUUGUUUAGGAUAACUGUUUAGACAUAGGCCUAAUACCCUGAUGUGAAGGUAAAUAGUGAUGGGGCUUAUAUUAAGACAAGGAGGUCCUAACAAAUGAUAACAACUCCAUGAUUAUACAAACAUUUAGUACUUAAG
Molecule: messenger RNA, 1751 nt
Organism: Scaptodrosophila lebanonensis
Lineage: Eukaryota; Metazoa; Arthropoda; Insecta; Diptera; Drosophilidae
Gene: Cyp4d20
Product: probable cytochrome P450 4d20
Exons: 5
Coding region: 1-1533 (510 amino acids)
Molecular function (GO): heme binding; iron ion binding; monooxygenase activity
Source: RefSeq, a predicted model, not a curated record